Vigna angularis (adzuki bean) is the source of this 1200-nucleotide messenger RNA. RefSeq names its product probable phytol kinase 3, chloroplastic. The record is from RefSeq and is a predicted model, not a curated record. Lineage: Eukaryota; Viridiplantae; Streptophyta; Magnoliopsida; Fabales; Fabaceae. Gene Ontology annotation, molecular function: kinase activity. The transcript has 6 exons. The coding region runs from base 18 to 1025 and encodes 335 amino acids.
UGAAAUGAGGCCUUAAAAUGGGAUCCGAAAGGUGGAAAAAUCAAAAGGUCUUUGGGGGUUUCACAAGAAAUCCAUCUCACCACGCUCUCAUGAUUUUUCCCGGUUGCGUCAUGUUUAGGAGCACCACAGUCCAAAUGGUUGACCGAAUCGCUUAUCUUUCUGGUCCUCCUCUCCAACCACCUACCACGAGACUCACUUUCCUUUCUCCUUCUUCCCUUUUUCUUUUCAAACUCAAACCCACUUCCCUCUUCUCUUCCUCCUCCUCCUUCUUCUCUCUCACUUCCCCUCCACGAUCCACCAUGCUGCACCACGACCCUCUUGUCUCUGACAUCUACGCCACUGCCAUUUCCGCCAUUGUCGCCUUGUCCUUUCUUAGACUCUGGCAAGAGACUGCAAAACGAGACAUAUUCGACAAGAAAUUAAAUAGGAAACUUGUACAUAUAAGCAUUGGGCUGAUGUUCAUGCUCUGCUGGCCAUUAUUCAGUACUGAGAAUAGGGCUCCGUUCUUUGCUGCUUUAAUUCCGGGAGUGAAUAUAAUUCGGAUGCUUGUUACUGGACUUGGAAUAGUGAAAGAUGAGGCCACAGUGAAAUCAAUGAGUAGAUUUGGAGAUUACAGGGAACUUCUUAAAGGACCACUGUAUUAUGCUACGACUAUUACUUUGGCAUCCAUAAUAUACUGGAGAACUUCACCUGUCUCCAUUGCUGCAAUAUGUAAUCUGUGUGCAGGCGAUGGCAUGGCUGAUAUUGUUGGAAGGAGAUUUGGUGGUGUAAAGAUAUAUUACAACAAAAACAAGUCAUAUGCCGGUUCAAUUGCAAUGGCGUCUGCUGGAUUCUUAGCUUCUAUUGCGUAUAUGUGGUAUUUUUCCUCAUUUGGAUAUAUGGAGGGAAGCUGGAAAUUGGUUCUUGGUUUUCUGUUAGUGUCUGUUGGCACAGCAUUUGUAGAGUCCCUUCCUAUCAGCACAGAGCUUGAUGACAACCUUACGGUUCCCCUGACCUCCAUAUUGUUGGGCAGUGUUAUUUUCUGAUAUGAAGCAUACAAGGCAGUAGGAAUUAGUUCUCUAUAUCUUCCCUUCAGUUGGAAAAUGUUCAUUCUGUAUAUGUUAAUCUGUCAGUUUUGUAACUGACUGAUGCUUGUAGUGUAUGUUCACAAUCAAUGCAUUAAUGCAUACAGGGCAAUUUUCUGCCUUGUCUUCUUAGCAU